Molecule: messenger RNA, 1262 nt
Organism: Larimichthys crocea (large yellow croaker)
Lineage: Eukaryota; Metazoa; Chordata; Actinopteri; Sciaenidae
Exons: 3
Coding region: 229-846 (205 amino acids)
Source: RefSeq, a predicted model, not a curated record
UCAUUCAUUACAUUAAUUCAUUACUUACCGUUAGGGUUAGGGUUAUUACUACCUUGUAGUAACCUUGCAUUACAUGUUAAUUACUAUGUUCUUACCUUGUCCCGAGCAGGGAUCGAACCGCCUGCAGCACAGAGAUACCAGGACCGCAGAGUCCCCCCUCCUCCUUUCACAGAGAAGAAUGGAGGCCGUGCUUUUCACUUUGUCAAAACCAAUUUUCUCACAGUUUGGAUGUUGGAACAAGAUCUUUGCUUCCUGUUUUUGGUGUGUGUGAUAGGGGAACUCAUCGGGGUGGAGUUCCUCUACCAGCAGACAGGCAGAGUGCUUGAGGAUGUCAGCUUGGACCCUGACACUCCGGACGAGGUCGCUGUCAUCGAGGGGCUGGAUGAGGCGGAUGAGGCGGACCCCACCAUCUUAGAGCCUGACGCCCCAUCCGCCAACACAGCAGCAGCCCGGUCAGGUGAUCCAGCUGACGCACCCAUGCCUGAGCCAUCCGGUCCGGCAUCCCCCGCCCUCCGGACUCAUCCUGCUCCAGGGGAGGCUGCACAGGGGGCAGUUCAAAGCAGCAAAGGAGAAGAACACCUCCUGUCCUGGAAACGAGAGUCUCCAACGCUGCCUGCUCGGACUGACCUUUGGCCCUGCAAGCUGGCCCAGCACCAGCCGCCUGGUGGAGGCCAUCUGCAACCAGCUCUGUCAUCUCCACCUCGUGGCCAGGCGGUUCGGAGGGACCACGAGGACUCAUCCCCUCCGACUACGUGGACAUUAGGGAAGCAGUACCGGCUAGCCCGAGGUUCUGUCGGAGGCAGAACGAGAGGUGGAGGGCUGUGCUGGAGCAGGGGACGUGAAUAGUCUCUGCUCCAGCCGUGUCCGUCCACCCUCUCCCUCCAGUGAAGGGACUGUCCUUUGUACAGGUGGGACGAGGACAGCCCUUUGACUUUGAUGUCCCGGAGGAGCAGCCCGGGCCCUCCGACGGCCUUCUCCCUCCUCCUCCACCAACAAACACCACUCCCAGGGUGCAUUGCCCCUGUCCGUCAGCCUCCUCCUCUUCUUGUAGAGCAGCCGGUGCAGUACACCUGCAGCAGGUGCCACACUCGCAUGACAGGUGUCAUACUGUGCCGCUGUCGGCAGGAAAUCUGUGGAGGAAGGAGAUGAAGAAAAGAGGAUGAGGCGACUCUGGGGGCUGAUUUAUUUUAUUUUAUUCAUGAAGAACAUUUUAUUGUUAUAUAAACUUGCCCAGCAGCCCCAGGUUAUUUAUUAUUAUAAUG